AUGAAGCGAGUAUGUAUUGAUCCCAAUCAAGCGAAUAACAAUCAUGUGAACAGCGUGUCGGAAGCUCUUCCCGACUCCGGGACAAAGACGUUCUACGAAAAUUUGCCUUUCCACGGGAUCCAAGCGCCGCCUAACAAGACCGACAGCCUAUUCAACUACAAAGAACACUACCAGCAGCAGCAGCAUCGGCAGGAGAUGCAGCAGUACAGUUACCCGUUACCGAGCAACAGUUCGAACCAACUAACACUGCCACUAACGCGAAACCUCUACCAAUCCUCGAUAGUUAGUCCUCUGCAGACCUCUUUCGUCCACACUAACAAUAUCCGGCCGUCCACCCUGAUGCACCGCGAGGCCGCCAAUACCGGCAAUCAUCCGCCCGCGGUGCAUCAGGACGAGGAGCAACAACAACCGCCGCCGAGUUACGGCCAGAUUAAUCAUGACGCGAGGCAGUCGUCGUCGCGUCGACACGCGACGAAUCGGCGUAACGAGCGUAAUCGAAAGUAUCGGAAUCGAGCGCCGAGCGAUCGAAGCAAAUCGAAGCAGAAUCGCGCACAGAGAGGAGACAACACCGUUCCUCCUCCGCAACGACGUAACGACGGCUCUAUCGAGAACUCGCCCGCGCGCGAGACCGUCUUCCGUCAGAUCCCGGACUUGGGCGUACCCGAGAGGAUGUACAAGAUCUCGUAUCCGCACUACUACGAGGACGAGGACAUUGCGGAGUGUUCCACCGAAUUUCCCAGAUUAAACUCGACGGUGGCGCGUCAGCAGCAACAACAGCAGCCGUGGGAGCGCCAGUCGAAUCGCUGCGUCGCCGAUAACAACACGCCGCAAUUCGCGAGUGACGCGAACGAUGCGAAAAUUCGCGGCAAAACGUCGAAGACGAGACUAUCAACUACACUAGACGACACCCGCAAGCCGUCCGCGCCCACGAUAAUGCAAUACGCUGAACUUCACUUCCGAGAUGUCGGUCAGGAGAUCGAUGUCUAAAGCCCUUCAAACCGGAAUUCUCGGAUCUCGAUUACGCGGACGUGGACUACAGGUCGUACGGGCCGAUUAACUAUAAGGCCGCCAGUAUCGCGCUUCUCCAAAAUCGGCAGCAGCAGCAGCAGCAGCAGCAGCAACAGCAACAACAACAAGCGCAACAGCAGCAGCGACUUUUGGAGAGGAGGCCGCAGAUGUACGGUGCUUCGGACGAUAACGAGGAAUUGCUUUAACCUUUUCCCUGUUUUCACCGUUUCGUUGACGUGGUUCGAUAACAAUCCAGCUUUCUCGGGGAGAUGCAAUACUGUUUCUUUAUUUUUUUUUUUUUUUUUGCAAGCAAAAAUAUAUAUGUCGAUAGAAACUCGCUGCAGCAUGUUAAAUUCGACAUUUAUAAGAUACACGUUGCGUCGUAAUGUCUUUCGUGGAAUUAUUACGAUUCUCAUGCAAAAUAAAUUUAACGAGUUAUGAAUUUUACAAUUUCACGUCGUGUACCGCUUAUUUAACCGAACACGAUUUUUCACACAUCGAGAAGCAAGAGUUUUAAUUGAAACGCGCAAUUGAGUGCUUUUAUAGCGGAUAGCCUAAAAAGUCCAAUCAAAAAAUUCACAACUUUAAUUUAAAAAUUAAAAAAAAUUUACUUUGUCACUCGCUAAAUGAAUAGCUCCGGUUAAAAAUACAUUAUUAAAAUGAAUGCGCAACAGAGAGAAUAAAACACAAUUUUGUUCGCUAAAACCAAAGAGCCAUGAGAGAGCUUCCCUUCCUCGCAUCACGAGGCAAUCGAGUUGUAUAAUUAUAAGUGCUUGUAAUUACUCGCGCGAUUUUGCUUCCGAAAAACACAUCCGGGGAUCAGUCUAUCUGUACAGAUUAACGUACGCUUAAUAUGUUCUUUAUAUACGUAAUACGAUUAUUUAUGUUAUAAAUUUUUUUUUUUUUGCUUUCUAUGUUCCGUGCUAUAUUUUACAUGCCAUAUCUACGUAUGUGUCGUAACAUAUACUUUUANCUUAGACGGGACUAGAUUAUUUUGAUUGUACAUACACGUUUUUUUUAAGAAAAAAACGCGAUCGAAAUCGACUCGUCCCCAAGCACCUCAUCGUCGUGCCACGACGACGUAAGAAUUCAACAGAACGUAUGAGCACGAUGAGAACACAUCAAAGAUUACGAAAAACGAAAAAAUUGUGUGCGAUAUUUGUAAAUUUAUAAAUGUAUUGUACCUUUAUACAUGGGAGUAUUGAUACGCGGCAUACAACAUUUAUACAAACUGUACUACAUGUGUUUUGGGAUCAAAUAAUCGAAAUAAAUGUGUGUGCGAGAGAGUCGUGGCGAUAGAAAACAAAAUAUCUGUUGUCUAUCGAGUUAUAAAAAAAAAGGAAAGUGGAACAUAUCGCAAUCCGUGUUAUUAAUCCCCUAUUUAUCCGUUAUAUACAUAUAUAUAUAUAUAUUCUGUAUCAUUGUUAUACACGUAAUUAUUGGAAGGCUGCGCGCUAGAAAGUAUAUACGAUUCUGUUGGGACAUUACU
Molecule: messenger RNA, 2497 nt
Organism: Pseudomyrmex gracilis
Lineage: Eukaryota; Metazoa; Arthropoda; Insecta; Hymenoptera; Formicidae
Gene: nrm
Exons: 4
Coding region: 1-987 (328 amino acids)
Source: RefSeq, a predicted model, not a curated record